Closterium sp. NIES-65 is the source of this 3448-nucleotide messenger RNA. NCBI's taxonomy places the organism in Eukaryota, Viridiplantae, Streptophyta, Zygnematophyceae, Desmidiales, Closteriaceae. The record is from the annotation of a GenBank genome assembly.
AUUCUUUGGCAGGCUAUAUCCUCCUCCUGUCAGUCGCAUGGGGGUGGGCGCGACGAUAGUGCGGCAGGAGCGGGUGGUGGGCAUGGCGAGUGGCGUGGGUGCGGCGGUGGCGGCGUAUUGGGGCUGCAAGCUUGCCGUGUGGCGAAGCACCGCUGCCACGGGAAGAACCAUAGCCAACCAGACCGCCCCACCUGCACUUCCUCCGCUUGAGACAUCAGUGCAGCUGUUUGGACCGUCCUUCAGGCACAGUAACCCCUGGCCGCCUCCGCAAGGGCCCAUGGCACCUGCUCCGCCGACCAACGCGCAGCCGUAUCCGAACCAGCUUCCGAACCAGAUGUACGCGGGCCCGUACCAGGCCGCAAACGGAGGUUCGGCAGCAGGAUUCACAGGGCCGGGCGGGAUCAGCGCGCAGUACCCGGCAGGUCAACCUCCCGGUAUGGGCGCGCAGUGGAAUAGCGCGGGCGGGGCCGGCGGUGCGGGCGCGUAUGGAUCGCCUGCUGGUGCCGCGACGACGGCAGGAUGGUCGUCCGCACCGCCUCCCAUGGCUCCGCCCAUGGGGGGAGCGCCUGGCUCCGCGCCUGGUGCGCCGUUUCGCCCCCCUUAUCCGUCCGUGGGAGUCCCCUUCCCAUCGGCUCAAGCCCCCACUCCCCCUUUUCAACGCCCCUCUGCUCCCUACCUCGAAAACCCCUCCUUCCCUCAAAACCCCCCUUAUCCCCCGAACCCUGCGUUAGCCCCUCCGCCCAUGGCGCCCCCUCCUUCCCCGGUCGCCGGAGGUCCCCCUCAUUCUUCCGCCCCCCCUCCCUCGCCAGGCGCCCCUGCCUGUGACUCGCCAGGCUGCUCCUUCUCUGCCUGCGGGCGAGCGCUCAAGGACCACAAGUCAUCAGUGCACGAUGCCCCUUCCUCUGCUCGCCUGAAACGAGCAUUGGAGUACCGCAAGAAGGAGAGCCCCGAGCAGCUCGCCAAGUGGGUGGAGGAGCGGCGCCGCAACUUCCCCACCGCCGCCAACCUGCAGCGCAAGGAGGAGGAGGCAAGGAAGCGCAAGGAGAGGGGCGAGCUGGUGGAUGAGGACCGCAAGUUGAGGCAACAGGUACAGCCUUUCCAGCCCCUUCCAUUCCUCUCCCUCCCGCUCACUCUCUCUCCCUCGCUUUCCCUCCCUCUCCCUCCCUCCCCCUUCCGCUCCCUCCCUCUCCCGCCCUCUUCCUCCCUCCCCCUCCUUCCCCCUCCCUCUCCCGCCCUCUCCCUCCCUCUCCCUCCCUCCCCCUCCCUCUCCCCCCCUCUCCCUCCCUCUCCCUCCCUCUCUCUCCCUCUCACUCCCUCUCCCACCCUCGCUCCCUCUCUUACCCUCUCCCGCCCCACCCUCUCCCGCCCUCUCCCUCCCUCUCUCUCCCUCUCCCUCCCUCCCUCCAUCUCCCUCCCUCUCCCGCCCUCCCUCUCCCGCUCUCUCCCGCCCACUCCCUCCCUCUCCCUUCCUCUCCCUCUCCCUCCCUCCACCCCCUUUCCGCUCCUGCCCCUCCCCUCCUCUCCUCCUCUCCCUUCCUCUGUCCUCCUUACCCCUCCUCCCCCCUCCUCUUCCCUCACUCUCCCCGCCUCUAUCCUCCUCUCCGCUGCUCUUUAUUCAUCCGCCUUCCCUUCUUUCCCAUUGCUUUCUUCCCCCUCCGCAUUGCCACUCGGUCUUUCCCAACCAUUCCCUUCCUCUCCCCUUCUUGCUCUGUUUCUUUUCAGCCUGCCCCUUCCCCUCCCGCACCCGCGCUGCUCUCAAAAUCCCUGCAUCUCACUUUCCCCCAUGCGCGUUUUUGUUCUGUCCGACCGUAUUUUCCAGCGGCUAAGGGAGGUACUGGCCCUCCAGGCCAAUCUGGGACUUCCCAUCUGUGAAGUGCCCACGCACCUCCUGCGUGACAACUCGGAGAGGGGAGGCAGGGGGAGGGGAGGCGGGAGAGAGGGUUGGGAGGAGAGAGGGGGGCGAGGGGGGCGUGGGUGGCGGGAGGAGUGGAGGAGGAGGGGGAGUGGAGGGAUGGGUAUGCAAGGCCGGGGGCACUGUGUGUGGGAGUGGGUGAGGAUAAGUAAUGAGGACGAGGAAGGAGGGAGGUGUGAUAUGAAGGAGAUAAGCACGGUUAGAAAUGGGAGUGGGCAGGAGGAGGGUGGGGCUAAUAUGGAGGAGAAAGAGGGAACUGAACGACUGGGGAAUGGGGAGGAAGAGGAAGGUAUUCUGGGGGAAGUCGAGGGAGGAGAGGUUGGGUUGGAUGGGGAGGGAGAAGGGGGGUUGGGUGAGGGAGAAAGGGCAACAAAGGUUUUGCGAGUGAAUGGUGCUGUGGAUGUCAGCAGUGCUGCUGCAGCUGCUGGCGAUGCUGCUGCUGGUGCUGCUGAUGAGCUGGGCAACGGAAACAAGAAGAAAGGGGAUUUGCUAGGGGGGUCGGAUGACGAGAGUUUUGGGACUGCCGAGGGGAGUGGUGAUAUAGCAGAGCCGCAUGAUGGAGUGGGUGAUGGAGUGGGUGAUGGAGUGGGUGAUGGAGUGGGUGAUGGUGAAGCAUUCGCAGUGCAAGAGGCAGUAGGAGUGGAGGACGAGGUUGACAUGGGCGCAGAGGAAGAGGAAGAGGAGGAGGAGAAGGAGGAGGAGAAGGAGGAGGAAGCGGGAGUGGGGAAAGGAGAAGAAGGUGUAGGUGGAAGAGGAGUGGUGGUUGCAGGUGGCGGUGUGAGGAAGGAUGGUUGCAUUGGACUGGUGUCAGCGGCAGCAGCCACAUCAAGGGCAGCAGGAGCAGCAGGGGCAGCAGGGGCAGCAGGGAUAAUGGAAGCAAGUGGGACAGGCAAGGUGGCAGAGGUGGGGCAGCCAGUGAAGGAGGAGAUGGUGGAGGAGGCAACAGCACCACCUGGUGAUGGUGACGGUGCUGCUCCAACACCCACUGCUGCACCUACAGCUGCUGCUGGGCUUGCUGCUGCAGGCAAGGCAGCUCCUGCCUUGACAGCUGAGCCGACGGGGGUCCACACUGACAGCCGCUUUUCCACGCAGCAGGCUGCGCGGUCUUCCACAAAGCGCGUGUGCGCUUUCUUCCUGCGCGGGCACUGCAAGAAGGGCGCUCGCUGCACCUUUGCCCAUGUCGCUGACCAGGACUGGCAGCAGCACACACAGUGGGACGAGCAGGGGCAGGGGCAGCAGGGCGGGUGGGCAAACCAAGGGCAGGAGAGGAGCCAGAUGAGCCAUGGCAAUCACGGUAACCGGGACACCCAGGGGGAUUUUCGGUCGCCGAGCCUGCUGGCGAGGCUGCUGGAGAAGGAGGUUCGGCGGGAGCGGAGCCAUGUGCUGCAGGUGGUGCGGCUGGUGGUGAAUAAUGACUUUUUGCUCGCCCACCCCUACAAGCCCCUGCAGCUCUUCCCCUGGGCGCGUGAUGAGGGCCCGCAGGGGCAGGGGGAGACGGAGGGCGAGGGGAAGGAAGAGGGGCAGGAUCAGGUGUAA